Messenger RNA from Coregonus sp. 'balchen', 3131 nucleotides. NCBI's taxonomy places the organism in Eukaryota, Metazoa, Chordata, Actinopteri, Salmoniformes, Salmonidae. The record is from the annotation of a GenBank genome assembly.
AGAGGCCGACUUUCCGAAAUGAAGAUCACCGACGUCAUGAUUUUACGAGUUCGUUGUUGUCUUGUGGUUCUUUCAGUUGUUUUGAACGCGGCAUUGAAAGUGCCAAACUACUGACACUACUUGCCGCGUUCAAAACAACUGGGAACUCGGAAAUCUCUGACUUAAGUGCGUUCAAAACAACUGGGAACUUGGAAUAAAACGACCUCCAACUGGGAAAAAUCGACUUGAACGGUCAUGCAACCCCAGGCCUCUUUAAAGAGCUCCGACCUCGUAUAUUUUUCCGAGUUCCCAGUUGUUUUGAUCGCGGGAACUGUAAUCGGUGUCUGACGUAUGAUGAACGCCGAUGUGCACGCCCCCCAUUCCAAUGCUUCCUGACAAAGAUGGCGGCGACCUUGUGUGGCAGGCUUUUAUCAAAACAGGGUAACGUAUCUCGUUUUUAUAAACACUUUAUCAAUAUAACUACAUGUCAAGUCAUGUUGUUGGAGCACACAGUGUACAGCUAACUUCGAAUAUGACUAAAAUGAGGCAAACUCAGUCACUUCAUAGCGCGCUAGGCUUCAUUAGUUAGCUACAUUGUAGAAAGUAGUACAUUGCUACAUUAAAACAAGCUAGUUACGUUGUAGAAACUACAUGGCUAGAAAUUGCAUGCUACAUUGUAGCAAGCAGAACAUUGCAACAACAACAGCCAUUCAAAAUACACCUGGACUCAAAUCUUGAAACUUCAUGCUUUUGCUUUUGGGUGGAAGGUUAUUACGGAAAGCUUGAUGUGCAAAAUGAUCUGUACACUAGAAAUGCAAAUCAGUUGAAUAGCCCUACUGCAAUGCAUCCUUUCUUUGAUGUCAAAUCUGAGCUAAGACCGUCAUUGUGCAAAGAUACAGUCACAUUGACAGAAAGAUGGGUUGUAAAAGACGGGUUGUAUUGAGUCACUUACACAUUAUACUGUAGUAUUGGUAUGUAUGCACAUGCACACACAAGUUAACACUUUUAUUCCAUGCAAUGCAGUUAUCAGGUUUUAUUGCCUGCAUAGAAAAAUAUCUUCAUUUCAGUCUGUUUAACAUCCUAUUAGUUUGGAAUAAUCCUUCUUUAUAAACCCAUUGUUAAUGUAACGUGUGUCUACAGGAUGGCUGCCCUUGACGCAGAGUGUCCGGCAUGGCUCUAAGGCAGUCACACGUCACAGGAAGCCCAUGCAUAUCCUCAAACAGAAGCUGAUGGCUGUCACUGAAUACAUUCCACCCAAACCUGCAGCUCCCCCUGGCGCUCUAACCCCCCGAGUCAAACCAGUUCAGGAGGUCAGUGAAGUCCAGUGCAUGUGUUUAUAACUCAAAAACAAGCACAAGCAACCCGUCAAUGUUCAUUGACGGGUUGCUUGUGGAGCGGCAGGUAGCUUAGUGGUUAAGAGCGUUGUGCCAGUAACCGAAAGGUCGCUGGUUCUAUUCCCCGAGCCGACUAGGUGACAAAUCUGCCGAUAUGCCCUUGAGCAAGGCACGUAACCCUAAUUGCUCCUGUCACUUAACCCUAAUUGCUCCUGUAAGUCGCUCUGGAUAAGAGCGUCUGCUAAAUGACCUAUUUAUUUAUUUAUUUAUUUUCAUGUGCAUACUGGAGCUGUCUUUUCAGAACCACACAAACACACACGGUUAGGAAUAGUAGUGAUGUGAGCUGGCCAGCUAUCGAGAUGUGGGCUAACUUAUGAAUCCUGCUUUAUUCACAGGAAAGUGGCCUGGUGUUGCUCUUGAAGAAGGAAUUGCAGACCAUGUUCCAGGACUGUAAGAUGAUCGCUGUGAUCCAAAACAACGCCACCAAUUCAGAGGAUAUGCUGCUUCUCAAGCACAGGCUCCACAAGCAUGGCAUCAAAAUCAAGUUUAUCCCCAACCAGGUAAUAUUGUAACUAUGAUGCAUAUUGUAUCGCCUAUUGUAUCUUGAAAUAUGUUAAUAUGAUGUUUUUGAUAUUGUUUAACCACAGGUGAUGAGGUCCUACCUGGCAGACAGCCCGUACGUUAACAUGGGGCCUCUAUUCAUCGGCCAGACAGUUCUAUUUGUUAGUAAAGAGCCAAAGGUGAAAGAAAUGCUUUUGAGUUUGAGGACCAGCCCCCAGAUGGUAUUAUUGGGUAAGUAAAGCCUAAGACUUUUUCAAUGUAAUCAGUAUAGCAAAACGUUAUUCCUUGACUUCAGUGAAGCAACUAUCAUACAAGCAAUUGUGUAAUCUCUUACUUUUCCUCCCACUGUUUCAGGGGCCUGUAUAGAGAAGAUAUUGCUGAGUCGGCAAGGGGUGUUGAACUAUGCCAAGCUGCCGUCAGUGACCGUGGUCCAGGGAGAGCUGGUGAGUGGCCUGACCAUGCUGACCUCGCAGACAGCCUCCAUGCUGCAGCGCCACCCCGCCCACCUCUCAUUGCUACUCCAGCAGUACCUCAAACAGCAGGCCCCCGCAGGCAGUACCAACGGUACCCCAGGGGAGAGCCCCCCCAAGGCAGAGGAGACUUCUUAGGUCUAGGAGAUUCAUCCCCGUGGGGGAGGGGAAGGAUGUUGGCAGCACUAUGGCUACUGGGUGUUCAUGUCUGCAGAUUUGAGGUCUGCCUCUGUGACCUGGAGGUCAUACGAUGUACAGUACAACAUGAACUGCUACAACACCUCUUGAGAGCAACUCUUGGAGAAAACAUGUUUUUGUUCAUUAUUGUGAUUACUGCUCAUGUUCUGUUCUAAGGCCUCUUUGACCGUAUAAAAAAUAAAUGAUAUCAAUGUUUAAAAUAUUGUAUUAGCCAAUGGCAAAUGUUUUAUUGUUGAUUUGAAAUGAUUGGUCCAAAAAACUCCACCAGUAAAUGCACCAACCUUCUUGGUUAAAGUAAGAGAUUGAGGUAAUCCUCUGCAUUGAUCCUUUUUGAAUAUAUGAACAUGGUGGUAAACAUUUGUAAAAGUCAGUACCAAUAGUCAUGCAUGCUCCAAUAGUAACGAGAAUCAGUCGAGCCAAAAAUAAACACAAGUGGUCUCGGAUAUCCUGAUAAAUGCUAAUCUGGGGAUUACCACAUGUUAAUCUUGGUCAAUUAGUCUAUUACAACUGCUGUUCUGGGUUUGUGGGAGAGAAACUACAUUAUUCAUCUCAAUUCAAUAUCAGUAUGUCACAGGGCAAGCCCUACAAU